Gryllus bimaculatus (two-spotted cricket) is the source of this 5576-nucleotide messenger RNA. Lineage: Eukaryota; Metazoa; Arthropoda; Insecta; Orthoptera; Gryllidae. The record is from the annotation of a GenBank genome assembly.
AUGAUGGACGGGCGUCUGACCCUCGGCGCGGUUUGUGUGCAGCGGGUGGCAUCGCCCGUCCCGCCGCCGCCCACGACUGCGUCACGUAGUACUCUCCUUCUUGCAACUCCCCCGCUCUUUAUGUUGGUACCAACACAGCCCCCUUCGCGCCGUACUUUGCACAAGGAGGUUGGAAGGCGUUCGCGACCUCCGUAUCGCCGUGAUUUGUCGCUGGCGCUGCCGCUCCCCGCCACAAGGGCGCUUUGUACGCGCGGAGGAGUCUUCGCCCCGUUAUCGCCUCCUGCACCUGCUGCCGCGCGUUCGUUCACCGAAUCCUCCGCCUCCGCCUCCGCCUCCUCCGCCGCUGAUAAAGGGUGGAUUAUAACGGUGCUGCUGGAGCCGCGUUUGACUCUUUGGAUAUGGCUGUUUGCUGGAGCUUCUCAGAACCUGUGGAAACCAGGAGAUCUGCGGAAAUUGGUUUCACUAAUAGCGUCGGUCGUUACUCGUGGUAGCCAAGCAUGUACUGCUCGAAGCUGUCCCUGUGAUACAGUAAGCUGCAAAAGAGCCGUAAUUGCGUUGGGGCUCGACAUUACUCUGAUCACCGGCCCGCCCCCGCCGUCCAUGUUAAGCAGGGCUUUCGGGCGAGAGCUGGCCUUUGGGCGCUGUGAGAUCGCAGGGGGCUGCCGCGGUCGCCGGGGAAUGAAACUGCUGCCGCUGACGCUGCCUCCCGUGGGCGCCAUGGACCGCCUGCCGCUGUCGCUGCCCUUCAGCCCCACGGACCUGCUGUGGAGGUACCCGCUGGGCUUCCCGGCCGCGACGCCCACGCAGCCCGCGUCCACGCCCGCGUCCCCGGUGCUGGACUUCAAGACGCACCUGCCCAACAGCCUCGCGUCGGACCCCCGCGUGUGGUCGCGAGAGGACGUGACUACGUUCCUGCGGUGGUGCGAGCGAGAGUUCGACCUGCCGCACUUCGAGAUGGAGAUGUUCCAAAUGAACGGCAAGGCGAUCUGCCUGCUGACCAAGAGCGACCUGGCGGAGCGCUGCCCCGGCGCAGGCGACGUGCUGCACAACGUGCUGCAGCUGCUGGUGCGCGACGCGCAGUCGCAGCGCUGCCUGCCCUCCAGCCCAGUCACCCCCACGUCCGCGCGCCACCUGCCUUACCCGCACCCGCUGUCGCCGCACCACGUGGCCGGCUCGCACCCCAACACCUCCACGUGGGGCCUGGUGGACUUCCAGGCGCCCAACCUGGCUCACCUCGUGCACCAGGGCAACUCUGUCACGCUCAGCCCGGCGCCCUCCGUCGACAGCCAGUCAGGGAGCCCCCAGCAUGCGGAUCACAAUGCUGGUUCUUAUCACAGCAGUGGCAGCAAUGGAAGCAACCAGUCUGAUACUGAUGAAGAGAGCUAUCAAGAGAAUGGAACAAAUGGCUUGCAAGGCCACUCGAGUCCCCCGUCCACUCCAGGUGUCAAUGCUGUGGCUCCUGCUUUGCCCCAGCCUCAGUCGCCCUCCAAGGAGCAGAUGAAUGUCCUGGGCAACAAUAAUUUCAGACCUGUUCGGGAUUUCUUCCCAUCAGACACACCUGAACCCAACACAAAUGGUCGUCUUCUAUGGGAUUUUCUUCAACAAUUGCUGAAUGAUCCUACUCAGCGUUACACAAACUACAUUGCUUGGAAGAACCGAGAAACUGGAGUGUUCAAGAUUGUGGAUCCUGCUGGUCUUGCUAAACUCUGGGGAAUUCAGAAGAAUCACCUAUCCAUGAACUAUGACAAGAUGUCUCGAGCACUUCGGUAUUAUUACCGAGUAAACAUUCUUCGUAAAGUUCAAGGAGAACGGCAUUGUUAUCAGUUUUUACGCAAUCCCAGUGAGCUGAAGAGUAUUAAGAACAUGUCAUUGCUGCGCCAGCAAAUGAGUCCUACCCGGCCUCCAGCAUCAUUGCAACAGCAACAACAGCAGCAGCAUAUUCAAGCCCCUCACCACCAAUCAUCAGCCUUGCCUCAGAUAGCACACCCAGCUGCAGCUAUGAGCAUCAAGAUUGAGCCUAAAGUAGAAAGUGAGAGUCCUGCUGAUGAUGAUGUUCCCACUGACUUGAGCAUGGAGCACCCCACCAACUUGAGUCCCACUGACUUGAGCAUGGAACACCCCACUGACCUGAGUCCCACUCGACACUCCGGACUCACCGAUUGCACUGCAGCCUUGCUGUGCCAUGUGGUGAAAGUGAAUGAAGGGUCAGAAGUGUCUGAUGAGAAGUGACUAUCAAUGUGGCGUGCAACAUGGAACAUAUAAUGACAAGGCAAUCUUGGUUUGCCGGAUUUAAGUUAUGUCUGUUUGCAGACUAUAAACAUUGGAGAGUGAGGGCCUGUGACCUGCAGAUCACAAAUGGGCUACAAAGAUACACAUAUCUCAUAGUCUGCAAAUUCCUUGGGAUGACCCAAAUAAGACUAUCUACCUGUUACAGAGUAAGCUAUUUGUGGGAACUUAUUGUUGUGCACAACUUGCGGUGAGAAACCAUCCUGUUGUUUGCCAGCUCUGAAGCCCAUAUCAACACAAUUGUAAGAGAUGUAUAUUUAUUAAAUAUUAUAUUAGAUUUAAUUCUUUACAUAGCUGUACCGAAAGCAGAAAGAUUUAUUUUCAAAAUCUGUCUAGUAGAAGCUACUGCACAUAAUUGUGUUACUUCUACCUGCUUUCCAAUCCAGAUUGUUGUUAUUUAAGAUACUUUGGCAGUUUAUUCUGUAGCAACGAUAUUCUUUUCCUUUAGGAGUGUCUGCAAUGUGAUAAAAUAAGACAUGCAAAAUCCCAUGAACUUUUAUGGUCGGGAAUUGCAUGCAAGUGUACUGUGCUCAACAAUUCAUGAGACCUGAUUUGUUAAGUGCAUGCAUAUUAAAUCUUAAUACUAGUAGACUACCAAUCAAAUGCAAGUCAGAUUGGCACAGUAAUGCUUUAGAUUGGUUUGUUAAAGGAAGUGUUUGAAGUUUGCUCACCUUGAACAGCAUUUAAGAACUAGUCCUUUUAGGCCUCUUCAUAUCCCCCACAAUCUUAUUUAAAGGUGCCUUGCCUUCAGAAAAGGCGUGGGAAGGGAGUGUGGAGACUUUCUGGAAUCUCCAAGCUCCUUUUCAGACACUUAUUGUAAUCUCAGAGAGAUCGUGCGAGAUCUCCUUGGGAAAUCUAUUGUGCCAAGAAUUUAUGUUGUAACUUUUUCCUGAAUGAAGAGUAUUGGAAUAUGGCAAAGUGAUUGCCAUACACUCUCCAUUUAACCAUUCUUGAAGUGAAACAAUAUUCAGGGCAGAAUGUUCACAAGUUAUAGAUGUUUUUUGUGAUUCCUUUGUAGACAUAAUAUUAAAUAUAGCUAUGCACUUCCCACACAAUAUUUAAGUGUUUAUCAGACAGCAGCGAAAGAAGGGUAUCUUUCAACAAUAUUCUAAUGAACAAAAUUUUCUUAAUAGUAAAUUAAGUUAACCAGUGUAAGUUCAGUAAAGAAUUCUAGCCACUGGUUCUUGUUCUGUGGAAUCGUUUCAGAAUCUAUGCAUGUAUAAGAAACAGAAUUCCGAAGUUGUGUAUCAUUAAAUUUAAAAUGUAUUUCUGAUACAAGUUGACAAUUUCAGUGUUCGUAAAAGAAAUUCAUUUCAAUUCUACCUUUUUUCCUGAAAAGGAAGAUACAGGAAUUUCGAAGUUCUGUACAAAAUUGUAUUUACCACCUAAUCCUUGGUUCAAUGAAUAGUGGAGAUCAAUGGUUUUCACGUGAGAAAUUACGUAGAUGCUUUAAACAAAUUCUCUCUAUAUUUAUUAAUGGUGCACAAGUUUACUUUUGGGAAAAGCAGUUUGAACUUGAUUUGCCAAUGUGUGGGAAACAAAAACAACCUUGUAUCACUUCAAAUAUAGGUACAAAUUUGUGGUGCAUUGGGUUAAGUGUCACUAGGGUGAUCAAUGCAACACAUGCUCACGUUCCCAUUUACUAACAAAUAUGGGUUGAAUACAGACAAGUUUAUGAAUCAGCCAUGGUAAAUCUUCGUGGUGUUAGAUUCUUGUCUGUAUUUUGUCACUCUGUGAUCUCUAGUUGUAUUAUCCAUUGCAAUUGGUUUUUGUUACUGUGUUGUAAAUAUUUUUAAUGUUAUGUAGAAGUGAUUUAACAGAGAAAUUAGAUUUUGUACAUAUUUUAAAAUACCUACAUAUUAUAUUGUUAGAUAAUGUUUUGUGUUAUAAAAUACAAAGCUUAUUUUAGGAAAAAUUUUCAAUCAUGAGGGAAGGAAUCCAAUAUAUUGUAUUGUACAGAUUAAUUUUAAGGGCAAUAUUGUUUUUAAGAGUUUUCUUAAUUUUAUGGCAUACUUAUAUAGAGCACUCAGCUAAGAAUUUUUUAAUGGGUAAAUUACUAAAUGCGGGGUGCUUUGCAGCUUGCUUUACUUAGAAAUAUGCAAAUACUAUACAUAGUUAUCAAUUUCUGUGAGAUCCUCUUCUGAACCCAUGACAAGGGAUUAUUUGGGAUAAUUGGCAGCUUGGUAGCAUGGAAUUAUUUCGAACCAAGAUUGUACAGUAGAUUUCAAAUUAGAUGUCUCCGUAAAAAAAACAAUGAAUAUAAAGAUCUCAUUACUUAUGAACAGAUUGUUUUUAAAAAACCCAGGAAGGUAAUGUACAAAUGGUAAAAUGAAAUUAUAUAUAAUUAUUUUUGUGAGAGCUGUACAUCAGCUGCAGCUUGGUAAGGUAAAUAUAAAGUGAAUAAUACUUAAUCAGUAACGCAGCAGUUUUAUUACAAAAUAUCCUCAUUUUCCUUCCUUUAUAUUCCACCGCAUAGAAUUAACAUGUAUAAAGGCAUUGUAGCAGAGAUUCAGGACCAAUAAGGACUAUUGUGAUCUUUAAAUGUAAAUUGUUCUUUCACAGAAUAUUUACACUAACAUUUAAACUUCACAAAAUUUAGGUCAACAUAACAUGUUUCAUGUUGAUUGGUCACCAGUUUGGAAGAAAAUUACAUCAUCAGCAACUACUGCUGUUGUAGAACGGGAAACUCCGUUUUCAUCUUUUACUUCACCAUAUGUCAGCCUGCCUUGGACAUAAACUCGUUGACCUUUCUUCAUGAAAGUAUACACUGUAUCUCGAAGAUGUGGCUUGAAGACACACACACGGUGCCAAUCAGUACGCUGCACAAACUCGCCAGAUUCGUACUUAUAAUUUGCAUGCGUUGCAAGUGAGAAAAUAACAACAGGAUGCUCCUCUGUUCCACGUUUUUGUGGUUCUCCACCAACGCGGCCCAAUAAUGUAACAGAGUUCAAUGCUUAAAAAGAUGUAAUUGAAGUUACACAAAGAGAAACCUUCAACAUCAAAACUAAAUUGAACCAAAGAAAACAAAAACAUUCUACAUCCAUGAACUUCAAAUUUUGAAAGGCAAACAAAGAGGUUUUAAGUUUUAAACAGGGAUCACUUUUUUCUUAACAUAAACAGUUGAAAACACCCUACAGACAUUACAGAGGUUACGAACAACAAACUUUUAUGCACAGAACACAACACUAAUCUCUUAAGAACAGUUUCUUGCCUUUACUCAAAACCCAAGAAAAUGUGACUCUGAAAGUUUUUGUUUGCUCCAAUUCAAUUAUAACAUGUCUCAUCAUAAC